Messenger RNA from Mycosarcoma maydis (corn smut), 510 nucleotides. RefSeq lists its product as uncharacterized. NCBI's taxonomy places the organism in Eukaryota, Fungi, Basidiomycota, Ustilaginomycetes, Ustilaginales. Bases 1 to 510 code for a protein of 169 amino acids. The record is from RefSeq and is a predicted model, not a curated record. The transcript has a single exon.
AUGUCUCCUUACUUUUCGUUGUUUGCAGCGAGUCGCGCUUCGGACUGGGGAAUCAAGCCCGUUUUCUCGAAUCUCAAAGCCAAAAACAAAUCACACCCUCUAAAUGAGAAACCGUUCGCAAAGCUGCAAGGAUGUUUCCGCUCGACGAUUGGUUCAGGAGGCUUGAGAGGCGGCGUUCCGGUAUGGAUUGGGACUCCGUCCUUGCAACAAUGCGGUGCAGAUGAACUGGAAAAGGGCGUCGCAAUAGAAGUACUUGUUGUAGACGUCUGUUUCAGAUGGGAUGACGCUCUGGGAAUUAAGGUGAAACGAACGUGGUGCAGAAACAAGUGGCGCUACAUUAUUUCGCAGCACAAUGCUUCCCGCUCCGAAGUUGGUGGUCUCAUCGAAUCGACUUCAGCCCUUCUUGGCUCGAAAGUGAUGGAGAAAACCAAGACGAGAGCCAAUCCUUGCAUCUGCGUUCGAUGUUUUGUGGGGGUGGAUUCGUUAUUGCUUUUGAUCAAUUCGAGGUGA